Messenger RNA from Cataglyphis hispanica, 982 nucleotides. Its product is annotated as respirasome Complex Assembly Factor 1. The transcript is spliced from 4 exons. Bases 272 to 646 code for a protein of 124 amino acids. The record is from RefSeq and is a predicted model, not a curated record. Gene Ontology annotation, biological process: mitochondrial respirasome assembly. NCBI's taxonomy places the organism in Eukaryota, Metazoa, Arthropoda, Insecta, Hymenoptera, Formicidae.
AUUUUCAUUUUUUGAUAUUCGGAAAGCCCCCUUCUUUAUUCUCAAAUAUUCUUUAUUCUUGACAACAAGAAUUUCCGUCAAGUAAAUUCUUUCCCCCGCCCUCCUCACUUCUCUUCGCGACUGACUGUUAGCUCUGUCAGCUGUUGUGACUGCACGAUCGUGUGACACGGCCGGUGAAAAGAUACGCGAAUAGCGGCCACGAUUACGACACGUUGCGUUCGAUGAUUAUCUAAACUGCGAUUUCGAGUCAGGAUACACGAGGAUCGCGAGGAUGUUGCGCACGAAACCGUUGAGGAACGGCAACGGCGGCAAGUGCGAGGUUAAUGUAUGGACACGUGCGAUCACGGCGAACUCGGAAUGGCCGGACAAGGAGGAAUUUCUUGACGUGAUAUAUUGGGCGAGGCAAGCGAUCGGUAUUAUCGUCGGUAUAGGAUGGGGCCUUAUACCUCUGAAAGGUUUUUUAGCUCUAUUGUUAUUUGUAAUAGUCAAUGCGGGAAUUACAUAUUUAUACUUUAGCAGUUUUCAACAAAUCGACGAAGAAGAAUUUGGUGGCAUAUGGGAAUUGACGAAGGAAGGUUUUAUGACCUCGUUCGCUGGUUUUCUAGUGACUUGGAUUAUUAUAUACUCUGGAUUACAUUUUGACUGACUUACAUUUUAAAUCGUGGAUACACAAGGAGCAAUAGCUUUUCAUAUAAAUAAAUCAUCGCCGCUGCCAAAUUCAUUAUGCAAUAGUCAUUUCCUCGCAAUAGGUAUCGUUACAUAUUGAAUUCUCGCAUACUGUUACAUAUUGUUACAUACAAGUAUGAUAUAUUUAUCUGUAUAAAGAUCUUACCUUCUCAAGUGGUGUGUUUUGAUUCUAUGACCAAUCAUUUGAAUUCGAAGCACAUGUAUACAUCCAUCAAUGUACAAAGUUCAGUUAAGUAUUUGCAAUUCAAUGUGUGUUGCAAAUUACAAAAAUAAAUUUAUUCAUAUACCUCGCGUA